Molecule: messenger RNA, 861 nt
Organism: Glycine soja
Lineage: Eukaryota; Viridiplantae; Streptophyta; Magnoliopsida; Fabales; Fabaceae
Product: zinc finger protein WIP3-like
Exons: 3
Coding region: 1-861 (286 amino acids)
Biological process (GO): anatomical structure development; regulation of gene expression
Cellular component (GO): nucleus
Molecular function (GO): DNA-binding transcription factor activity
Source: RefSeq, a predicted model, not a curated record
AUGUGGAGGACAAUAAGAAUCCAUACCUUCAUGCUCCUACUUUCAUUGAGUGGCUUAAACCAUAAUGAGUUUGUUCAGGAAACUAUCCAAUUCUUGCCAAUUUUAAGUGAGAAGGCCUCAAAAGAUGAAGAUCAAAGUUUUGAGGUGAAAGAGGAAAAGGUUGAACAAGUAACUGUGGCUUUGCACUUUGGAUUGCCUGACACUAAUAAAGGGCAUGCUGAUGAGGUUGAUGAGAAGAUGAUUGUCCAUGUUAAGGAAGAAGAAGAGUCAUCAAAGAGAAGCUUCCAUGGUUGCCCCUUUAACAACCAAGAGAGAAGGUUUUGGAUUCCAACUCCUGCACAGAUCCUUGUUGGACCUAUGCAGUUUGCUUGCUCCAUUUGUAGCAAGACGUUCAAUAGGUAUAGCAACAUGCAGAUGCAUAUGUGGGGGCAUGGAUCAGAAUUUAGGAAAGGACCAGACUCACUCAAAGGAACACAACCAGCAGCAGUGUUAAGGUUACCAUGCUAUUGCUAUGCUCAAGGUUGCAAGAUCAACAUCAAUCAUCCAUGGGCCAAGCCAUUGAAGGACUUUAGAACCCUCCAAACCCAUUACAAAAUAAAACAUGGGACAAAGCCAUUCAUGUGCAGAAAAUGUGGGAAAACAUUUGCAGUCAAAGGGGAUUGGAGGACUCAUGAGAAGAACUGUGGCAAGUUGUGGUAUUGCACUUGUGGCUCAGACUUCAAGCACAAGAGAUCCCUAAAGGAUCAUAUUAGGUCUUUUGGAAAAGGACAUAACCCUCAUCCUCCCUUUGAAGCUUUUGAGGAUGAGAAGGAAUGCAUAACUGGCUCUGAUGAAGAUGAAGUUAAUGCUCAUCAUACAUGA